UGAUGUGCUUCCAGCUGUUUGUGUGGACCGGGACACUGUCUGUUGGACCCUCCCUUGCAGCCUGUGAGAUCAUCACCUCUUCAAAUUAGACCAGAUCCGCCAAUUAACAAGGGGUCAGGCGUCGCCGUCUGCCUUUUAAAAGCAGCCUGAGUCAAACAUCCAGCAGUGUUGGGCCAGGAGCUCCAGCGAGAUUUACAGCAUGAUGCCUUCCAAAGUACUUUGUGCUGCUGCUUUUCUGGCCUGUGCCUUGAAAUUUGGAUCGACUGAGUCAAGCUGCAACGGACGAUGCGGUGCUGAGUAUUACAGAGGUUACAUGUGCCAGUGUGACUAUACCUGCCUGGAGUAUGGAGAGUGCUGUGACGAUUAUGAAUCUAAAUGCACCACAACGGACUCGUGUAGGGGCCGGUGUGGAGAAUCCUUCAAGAGGGGUCGGCUGUGUACCUGCGACCCUGACUGCGCGAAAUACAAGCAGUGCUGUUCGGAUUACAAAGCCCACUGUGCUGCAGAAGAAAUGAAUGGAGCAGCCAGUGCAACAGCACCAGCGAAGACUAGUUCAUGUGAUAAUAUAAAUGAUAGCAAACCCAAAGAUCCAACGCUGACUGAGGCAACAAAUGAGCCUCCAUUAGGCGAUGAAAACAAUGCAGAUGACUAUAUAAUUCCUCUGGACGGUCCAACGUCUUACCCACCUGACGACUUCACCGAUGAUACAGACAACCAGAUAAAUCCCGGUGAUGAAGAGGAUCCGGAGCCCAGUACAACCCCAGAAAGCAGCAGUGGGAACGGACUCUCUACAAUUGAUCCCCUGGAUCAAACUCCUAUCGAACCCACUCUAAGUCCAGAUAAUCAGGAUCAAACUCCUGUCGACCCCACUCUGAGUCCAGAUGCUCUGGAUCAAACUAUUGAACCCACUCUGGGUCCAGAUAAUCAGGAUCAAACUCCUGUCGAUCCCACUCUGGGUCCAGAUAAUCAGGAUCAAACUCCUGUCGAUCCCACUCUGGGUCCAGAUAAUCAGGAUCAAACUCCUGUCGAUCCCACUCUGGGUCCAGAUGCUCAGGAUCAAACUCCUGUCGAUCCCACUCUGGGUCCAGACACUCUGGAGCUAACAACAGAGCCAAAUAAAGCUGACGAUGUCGGCCUCUCCACCCGUUCCCCCACUACUGAAGAACCAACAGCAGAUCUCACAGAAGGGACAGCUCUGCCCUCAGUCCCAGAAACGGUACCUGCAGCUUCAACCGACGCCCCGGAGGUCGUGACCUCCAGUCGUCCUUCACAAGAGCCAGAAGUCACACCGAUGGACACCCAAGACCCAACACCGGCGAUCCCAGAGGAAACCACUUCCAUCUCCGACACUGACAACGACCCGGCAACAGAUGCUCCCUCCAUCUCGUCCACAGCAGCCGUGAACGAAGAGACCACGCGUAGCAACGUGCCACUAGAGAUCACGACCUCCAGUCCAGUGAAAGCCCCCCUGAAGACAACCAGCCCACCGGUAUCUGAGCCCACCACGAAACCCGCGGGCAAACCUGCCCCGAGCAAACCACUGCCCCCCUCUAAACCAGACACCAAGCCGGGGAAGGAUCCUCAAACCGUGAAUAUAGACGACCCCAGGAACUACCAAGGAGAUGACAGCAAUGACACCAACCUGUGUAGCGGGCGGCCCGUCGGCGGAAUGACCACCCUGAGGAACGGCACCAUCGCGGUGUUUAGAGGUCACUACUUCUGGACCCUGGACAGAAACAGGGUGCCAGGUCCGGCCCGAGGUAUUACGGAUGUGUGGGGCGUCCCCUCUCCCAUCGACACCGUGUUCACGCGCUGCAACUGCCAGGGCAAAACAUACAUUUUCAAAGGAGGCCAGUACUGGAGGUUUGAAAAUGAUGUUUUGGACACCGGGUUUCCCAGAGUCGUUAGUACGGGCUUUGGUGGCCUGCGGGGCCACAUCACCGCGGCCUUGUCCGUGCCUCAGUACCGGAGCAGGGGAGAGUCCGUUUACUUCUUCAAGAGGGGGGGAUUUGUUCAGAAAUACUCAUACCAGUUUGGCACCACCUCGAAAUGUGGCAGGAAAGUCACUUAUCCCAUGAAAACCAUUCUCAUCCGGAAGGUUCGGCAAGCAGUGUCAGUUUUAGAACCAACCAUCAACAUCCGUACUUCCUGGAGGGGCUUCCCCUCCACCAUAACGGCUGCCGUGUCUGUGCCGAGCACCAGAGAACCAGACGGGUACAAAUACGUCGUCUACUCAAGAACCAAGUCCUACAGCGUGAGGCUGGACGGCCAACGCCCCGUCAUCGCUCCUCCGAAGCCAAACGUGGCCCCUCAGACCAGCGACGUCUUCAAAUGUCCCAAGAAAUCCUAGAAGAUCAGCGUCUGACAAGACAGCUUUUACAACGGUUUUCUUUUUAACUUUAUUAUAUCUUCAUAAAACACACCGCUUCAGCUUGAACUCACAUGAGUACAAAAAGAUAUUUUCUAAGCACAUUGAGAGAAACAAGGCAAAAAAAGAAAAAAAAAAAAAAACAACAAAAAACGGACAAAACAAUCCAACUUUAAAGAAAAACAUCUAAAUCGCUAUGAUGAACUGUGGUUCUGAUGGGAAUGGUUGUCCGGUCCUCUGGUUAGUGCUUCAUCUUGCAAAUCGUCUUCCGGGUAAGGCCUGACCUGCAAAAGUGUUGAACAUAAUUUUAGUCAAACCUGCUAAACUGUUGUAAAUUCUGUACAAAUGGCUCCAGGAACUGUAUUCAUGAGAACAUAAUGAAUGUAUGUCAAUGUUUGCUGUUAUCGAGUUGUCAUUAAAGACCGAAUUCUGAAAAAGUACAAGCUUUCUGUGAGUUUUUUAUAAGA
Molecule: messenger RNA, 2835 nt
Organism: Cololabis saira (Pacific saury)
Lineage: Eukaryota; Metazoa; Chordata; Actinopteri; Beloniformes; Belonidae
Gene: prg4b
Product: proteoglycan 4b
Exons: 15
Coding region: 200-2350 (716 amino acids)
Source: RefSeq, a predicted model, not a curated record